This is a messenger RNA of Andrographis paniculata, 1174 nucleotides long. Its product is annotated as ATP-dependent Clp protease proteolytic subunit 5, chloroplastic. The record is from RefSeq and is a predicted model, not a curated record. Lineage: Eukaryota; Viridiplantae; Streptophyta; Magnoliopsida; Lamiales; Acanthaceae. Gene Ontology annotation, molecular function: ATP-dependent peptidase activity; serine-type endopeptidase activity; ATPase binding. Bases 129 to 986 code for a protein of 285 amino acids. Gene Ontology annotation, biological process: protein quality control for misfolded or incompletely synthesized proteins. The transcript is spliced from 8 exons. Gene Ontology annotation, cellular component: endopeptidase Clp complex.
CUGAUACUGUUACGACGAUACGAGGUCGGGCUACACCAACACGGCGCUAUCUUCCUCCAUCCCUUCCUUCCGCUCUGUUGGACUCGCCGCCGUUGGCCUUGCUGGAGUUGCGCAUCUCUUCCCCUCAAAUGGCGCAUUCAUGCGUCUCCUCCUCUUCUCUUAUAUUUAACUCUACUUCACUCUCGCUCUGUCCCCCCAACCCUACCACUUCCACCAAAUCCUUUUCUCUCACCACCAAAUUCAGCAAAUCCACUCCCCGUCCCUCUUCCCUCAAAGCUGUAUACGCUCCGGACCACAGUUCACGACCCGGUGUUUGGUCCAUUAGGGAUGACCUGCAAAUUCCAUCCUCGCCAUACUUUCCAGCUUAUGCACAAGGACCUCAGGGUCCUCCUCCGAUGAUGCAGGAGCGCUUUAUGAGUGUCAUCAGCCAACUUUUCCAAUAUAGGAUCAUCCGAUGUGGUGGAGCUGUAGAUGAUGAUAUGGCAAAUAUUAUUGUUGCUCAGCUGCUCUAUCUUGAUGCUGUGGAUCCUAAUAAGGAUAUAGUGAUGUAUGUGAACUCCCCAGGCGGAUCAGUUACAGCUGGUAUGGCUAUAUUUGACACAAUGAGGCAUAUUAGGCCUGAUGUUUCAACCGUGUGUGUUGGACUAGCAGCUAGUAUGGGUGCUUUUAUAUUGAGUGCUGGCACUAAAGGUAAAAGAUACAGCCUUCCAAAUUCAAGGAUAAUGAUCCAUCAACCUCUUGGUGGGGCACAAGGAGGGCAGACUGACAUUGAUAUUCAGGCGAAUGAAAUGCUUCACCACAAAGCAAAUUUGAAUGGUUAUUUGGCCUACCACACCGGACAAAGCCUGGAGAAGAUCAACCAGGACACAGAUCGUGAUUUUUUCAUGAGUGCUAAAGAAGCCAAGGAGUAUGGACUGAUAGACGGUGUUAUCUUGAACCCUCUUAAAGCCUUGCAACCACUUGCAGCUGCAGAAGAGCCACAAUAGUUAGUUAACUAUGGUUUUUGGUGUUCAGUCUUCAAGAUCCUCACCUGAACUCAGUCAAGGGACUUGGAUAUACCGCAUUUGCUGUCAUCAUUAUGAGUUUGCCUCCUUUUGCUUGAUUCCUUCCCCACUUUUAUCACCAAUUGAAUUUUAUUUCCAUUAUAUGAUAGGGAAGACUUUUGAGUAUUCAA